AUGCAGCUGAGGCUCGUGAUCUGGCUGAUUCCGUCUCUUUGUGGCCAUAGCUACUGGAAAGGACAGUCUCGACUGAAAGAUUUCUUGCCCACCAAGACGGUUCCAGAACUCUUUGGUCAUGAGGAGAAGGUCGAGCGGCAGAUGAACAUGGUGGCCCGCGACGUGCUCCUUCCUGUGGCCAUGCAAACGAACGCGUUGAUCGUCGGCCGGAGCACUUGCAGCCUCACCACGGCCUUUGCUGAAGUCAGCGAGCCCAUUCAGAAUAGUCUCGGAGCUUCGUGUCCGUUUCAACUGCUCAUUGUCGAGAAUGCUCGGAAUUACUAUAUACCGACGAAACUGAAGCCCAACAGCUUCGAGCAAAAGCUACUGCAGAGCAAUAACACAUGGAGGAAGGCUGAUUUCAUCCCUGCCCUGACUCAAUCCUACGGCGUGGACCCGGUGCUGUGGCCACGCCAUCGGCUGGUAGAGGGCGCUGCUGCCUACGUUGUCUUCGAAUGUUUGGACGAGAAGAGACUCCACGACCCACGCGCGGCCGUGCAAUUUGAGAACAUCUUUGUAUCAUCUCUCCGCAACUCACUUCCCGUCUUGGGCCUGUGGACCGGUGGGGACGUGAAUGUCCUGAAGUACGAGGCGUUGAACUGUGUGACCAACGGUAUUCCUCUCAUCUUGCUGGACAGCAGGCCGGAGCUUAUACCUGCCGAAAAAGCGCCCGACGGAGCACCAGAUGAUGAACCCGAGGUGCUCCUUGAAGGAGCCACGACGCCAGCUGCACCGACGAGGUAUGACCUUCACGUUGCUGCCGAGCGUCUUCGGAAGCAUUCUGAGGCACUGAACCGCUUGAUCCUUUUCGACACGAUGGUCGGUUCUGCACUCGCCUGCGUACGUGCAAGCCUCAAACACAAGGUGAAGGAGCACCGAGUAGACAAGCAACUUUGGCUUUAUGACGCUGUGAUAAGGGCAACGCUACAGUCACACCAUGAAAGAGGUGACGCGAAUCCAGAGGAUCUUUCCAUCGAAGACGAAGAUGUCAGCAUGGCAACGGAAAUUCUGAUAAACCAUGUGGCAGAUCAGCUCUCGAAGGAGGCCACCGUCAAUACCAGCAGGUUGGAGGAUGGGAUCGAGGCUUUGAGGGCUUGUGAGGACUGGGCGCAGCUUGAGGAGGAGUGGACGCGGCAGUGGGAGAAGCUGUGUUACUUUGCGGUCUGGAACGGCUGGGAUGACAUUGUCAUCACUGUGAAGGAAGCCGGUGGACCGAAGCAGGUGCCGCUGUUGAGAGGCCCACCACCCGAGGCCGAGUUCCAAACCUCAGGCCGUCCCCAAGUGAGGUUGAGCAAGGACGGCCUGCCAAAGGCUGUGCAGUUCGCAGAUGUGCGGGCCACCCUGCUCCAACAUCUCGACCGAUGGCUGGCGGAAUCCCGGAAGUACGACCACAUGAAGAAAUCCCCGCCGGUGGUGAAAAACGAUAAGAGGCUCUGGCUGGCAACCUACGAGCUGCUAAAGUCCGAUGAUGUCUACAGCAUCCGCCUGUCGGAUCAUCGCUCCCUGAAGCAGCGCAUCCAAGCGCUGUCGCGUUCGGAUCGCCUCCCCAAAGCCAGCUCGUUGGAGGGACUCUUGCUGCUACGCUGCGCCUGGACUCUGGCAGAUAUCUUCGAUGAGAAGGCGAGGUGGCUCAAGCGCACGGCGAAGCUCUCCUUCUUCCUG
This is a messenger RNA of Symbiodinium necroappetens, 1701 nucleotides long. Lineage: Eukaryota; Dinophyceae; Suessiales; Symbiodiniaceae. The record is from the annotation of a GenBank genome assembly.